CGCUCUAAACUUGUAAACUGCGUAUGGCGAAUUGACGUUUUUGGUUAUUUUUGUUCUAGCCUCGUGUUUACUUUAGUGUCUAAUUUCGGUCAUAUUGCAAAAAUUUAGUUGUGCAAUAAACGAAUCGAUAAUAUUUCGGUGUAGGACUAUUCCGCGAUACAGACUACAGUGUAAUAUCGAUCCAUGCUUCCGGACUAGAUAUAUGUAUACAGUUUUAUCACGUGGUGGUGUGAUUUAUAUAAUUCUUGUUUACCGCACAACUGGAAACUUUGCGCAUGUGCGUCCCUUCAGUAACCUCAAAUAGUAGACAGAACACGGAUUCGGCAGGUUCCGGAUAUCCGGGUCGCGGUACGGCAGUUUCGGGUCUGUGAAUUCUGUGAUGUGCUAUCGCGGCGAGGGUUCGCGCUCCGCGUGUGGACGUUGGUGAUAUAGGACGCACGCCUGACAUGGCUCAGACUCAGAUAUCGCGGAGCUCCGAGAGUGAUGCAUGGGCGCUCCUCUCGCUCAAGUCGGCGCCGCCUUCGCCGUCGAAGGUGCAGUGGGCGCAGGAGCCGGCUCCGAUAGCGAUCGCCCGUCUCGAUGGUCGCGACUUCGAGUACCUCAUACGCCAGAAGAAAGUGGUUAUCGGCCGGAACUCGAGCCGGGGGCAGGUCGAUGUGAACAUGGGACAUUCGAGUUUUAUAUCUCGCCGUCACUUGGAACUGUUUUACGACCACCCCGAGUUCUACUUGACGUGUAACAGCAAGAAUGGCGUGCUCGUGGACGGGGUGUUCCAACGCAAGGGAGCGGCCGCGAUGUUGCUGCCAAAAAGAUGCACCCUCCGGUUCCCGUCCACGAACAUCCGGCUGGAGUUCCAGUCGCUGGUCGAGGAGAGCGGCGGCGGCGCAGGCGGCAGCACCGCCGGCCCGCCGCUGCCCCCGCUGCGCAUCACCAUACCGAUGGACAGCGACGGCCGCAGCCCGGCGCCUUCGCCCACUGGCACGAUAAGCGCAACGAACAGCUGUCCGACGUCGCCGCGCGGCGCCGGCUCGUCGGGGCGGCGGCACGCGGACCUCGGCCUCGUGGCGCAGUACGCGGCGCUGGCUGAGCACCAGCGGCCCACCAAUGGGAAUGCUGCGUCAUCCACAACGGACUACGUGCGCGAGCCGCGCGACGUGCGCGACUCCCGCGACGUGCGCGACGCUCGAGACGCGCGCGAUUCCCGCACCGAAGACGCAGCGAAGCCGCCCUACAGCUACGCACAGCUUAUCGUGCAAGCUGUGGCCUCCGCACCGGACAAGCAGUUGACACUGAGUGGCAUAUACAGCUACAUCACGAAACACUACCCGUACUAUCGCACCGCGGACAAGGGAUGGCAGAACUCGAUACGGCACAAUCUGUCGCUCAAUCGGUACUUCAUCAAAGUGCCCCGCAGCCAAGAGGAGCCGGGCAAGGGCAGCUUCUGGCGCAUCGACCCGCAGAGCGAGGGCAAGCUGAUCGAGCUGGCGUUCCGCCCGCGUCGCCCGCGCGGGGUUCAAUUCCGUGCUCCCUUUGGACUGUCCUCGCGGAGCGCGCCAACAUCGCCGUCGCAGGUGGGUGUGUCAGGUUUGGUGACGCCGGAGGAGCUCUCCCGCGAGCCCACGCCGGACCUGUUCACCGGUGAUGAGAGUGAUCACCAGGGCGGGCAACAGCGGUUGAACAACAGCAACAACAACAACAGCCACUCGACGCAGUACCUGUUCCCGCAGCGCUCCGGCGUCAGCCAGAGCGCGCCGGGAUCUCCGGGUGCCGGCGGGUCGCUGGGCGGCGGGCUGGUGAUGGCGGGCCACCACAUCACCGUCGUCACCAACGGCGCAGGCGGCGAGCGGGAAGAGAAGUACGUGGUGGGCACGACGGGCGGCGGGCUGGUGUCGAUCCCCGAGGAGGAGGUGCAGGCCGCCAACCUGCUGCUGCAUCAGCACUCGCCGUACUACGCCGGGUACAGCGGCGAGGAGGGUUGCGCGCUGGGCGGCGAGCUGGUGAUCGAGGAGGCGCCCGACGAGCCGCCGCACAAGCGGGCCAAGCACCAUGUGUCCGACAUCGACGACCGGCGCGCGUAUUGACGUCCCGCUAACCCGGGCGCGUGACGCAGGCCCCGAGCGCGCAGCCGCCCGCCAGCAUCAGCCAAUCGCAGCGCAGCAUUACCCAGCACGCCUGGCUGCAGCACGACAUUACCCAGUACAGCAUCAGCCAAUCGCAGCACGACAUUACUCAGUACAGCAUCAGCCAAUCGCAGCGCGACAUUACUCAGCAGUUCAGCGUUAGUCAAUCGCAGCACGACGUUACCCAGCACAACGCAAGUCAGCUGUAGUAUAGUGUCAGCCCGUAUGGAACCACCAUGCAGUAUGGAUACAGCUAAUCGCAGUGUAACACCCAGCAAGGCCUCACCCAGCCGCAGUAUGGAUCCACCAACCAGUACAGUGCUGUCCAAUCGCAGCAUGGUAUCACUGAGCCGCAGCACUUUACUCAGUACUACAGGUUCGGCCAGUCGCAGUAUGGAACCGCCGACUAGUACAGUGCUGUCCAAUCGCAGUGUAACAUCCGUCAGUAAAUCAUCACCUAGCAGUACAGCAUUACUCAGCCGUAGUAUGGACCCUCCAACCAGUACAGUGCUGUCCAAUCGCAGUUCGCUGUCGCUGAGCCGCAGCACGACUUUCAGCAGUACGACGCUGUCUCGCAGUACGAGUUUACUUACUACUACAGCGUCAGCCAAUAACAUGGAACCACCUACUAGUACUGUACAAUUGAGCCGUAGUUCUGCAUUAUCCAGAAGUAUCAAUCGCUCUGUGGUAUCCACUAGUAGCAAGACCACCUGCAGUAUGGUUCCCAGUACAUCAGCCAAUAGCAGCUCAGCAUCACCGAGCCGCAGUACAUCGCUGACCAAUCGCAGCAUGGAUCCGCCGAGUCGUAGUAUGGCGCCGUCGAAUCGCAGCAUGAUAUUGAGUCGUAGUACAGCAACUAAACGCAAUGUGGCUAAGCCUAGUACAGUGCUGACCAAUCGUACGACAUCCACUAGUAAUACGACUACAAUAAAUCGCAGUGAGGCAAAGUGUAGCAGCAGUACAGUGCUGACCAAUAGCAGCACAUUGCUGACAAAUUGCGGCACGGCUUCCUCCAGUAACAGCACGACUGCAAUAUGUCGUAGUGAGCCAAAGAAUAGCAGCAGCACAGUAUCUGCCAGCAACACGACUGCUACAAAUCGCAGCGAGGCAAAGAGUAACUACAGUACGGCAUCCACUACUUGCAGCAUGGUACAGUCUACCUGCAGUACGACAAUCACCACGGUUCCUCGUAGAUUGGCACAGAGCACAGCUCCCGCUACCAGCACGGUUUCGACCAAUAGCAGCUUACCACAGGCAUCCUGCAGCACGGCAUCAACCAAUAGGAACACAGCUGAGCCGGCCAAUGAGCGCUCGGUGUUACGUGCGAGGCUCUCGUUGAUGCAACCGCGGAAACGUUGAUUGGCGUAUAUGUAGUAACUAGUGACUACGUAUUAGAAAGAUGGAAAGGAAAUACAUUUAUUAAAAAAAAACACUUAUUUUUUUAUGUAACAGUCUCUUCAGACUUUAUGUUUCGUUUGUAUUCCUAAUGGUGAUAGUGUUAUCUAUAAAACCUAUUAUCUUGGUGGAUGUCACUUUAUUUUCCUUACAUAUAUUAUAAUGUAUGAAUCAAUAUAAUACAUAGUCACUAGCGAGUAUCAAAAUACAAGAACAAAACUUUUGUUUAAUUUAUAGUGGAAAGUGCAACAAAAUUUACUAGUAAUGUGUACCGUGCCAAUAAAGAAUCGACUUAAAUGCGGUCGUGAGCAAGAGAGAUAUAUCUCCACCAAUGCGUAAGCGAGAUAGCAUGAUUUUCGUUUCUUUACGCGUGAAUAUGUUAAAACGAAUUGACAAUAUAUCUAUGAUGAUGAACUGUACUGAACUUUAGUACUGCGUUGUUGGCCAAUCAGCGCUCAGACGGUCUCGGGGCUCGACCAAUCAGCGCUCACCGCGUCCUGUUCGACCAAUCGCGGCGUGACACGACAAACUCGUCAAUGAGUGUGGAAUUAGCAAUAAAUAGACUACGAUUUUAUGAUUUUGAACUUUAAAGUGUUAAGUAUACAGUGUCGUUUCGUGUGGUACGGUUUUUGAUUUUGCAUCGUAGUGCAUAUUAUUAUGAUAAAUACAUAAUAUUAUAUUAUUAUUAUAAAUAUAUAUAUUUUUCUCUAUUCCUAAGUUCUACACCGGACUCGUACAUGUGUGUACUGUGACGCGUACAGUUGACAAAAAAAAAAGUGAAGUGACGAUCGUCGUUGCCGACUGUACCACAAAUAAUAUAAGUGCAAUGCUACAGAUGUCUGUAAUAAGUUAGUUAUAGUUUGUAAACACCAAAAUCGCAUUAAUUAUAUAUUUAAAUGGAACGGCUAAGCUUAGCUAUGAUAUUCUUAACGUUUAGGCCCCGGGCUAAUAGAUUUUUAAAUUCGUGAAAACAUGUGUUUUGUCUCUUUCCCUCUCAAUGUAUUGACGCAAGCAAGAAUGCGACAAAACAUCGUUUUGACGAACGUUUAUUAGCGGAGGUGUUAAGGUGAUAAUAACUUUAAAUUGUUAGAGAAAUUAAUGAUUUUCUUUCAUAUAAAAUUUAUGAAUAAGUACGCUUUGAUAUUUUGUAAUUAUUUCUCGCUAAUAAUUCAUCGGUCACAAAUGUAUUGAGCUAUACGCAAACAAAUAUACGAAUUUCAAACGAAGUACAAGUUUUUAAAAGUUUUCCUAGUGAAAUAUUAUAUUAAAUUGGUAAUGUACUUGUUCGUUUUGAUAAUUCGGUUUUAUCAAUGUGAAAUCGACCUUGCUGCUUUGAUAAAUGGGGUGAUAUUCGCGAAGCAUACAUUAUAGUUUUUAACGUAAAAACAAGUUGAAGUGAACAGUGAAGAAUCUUUUAAAAACCUUUAUUUCAUAAUACAAUAUAUAGAGUCAUGAAAUUAAAUUCACAAAUAGUAUGUAUUUCAUCAUUUAUCGAAGUCGCAAAAUGGUCAUAUACCUAUAAAAUUAUAAUAACUAUGUUAAAAAAUGAAUAUUAACUUAAUAUUGAACUAAAAUACUUACUGUAUUUCACAUUAAAUUGCUAUAUAAAUGACUCUGUUUUACAUAAAAAUGUAUCCAAUAAGCCAAGAUUGCAAAACAAAUAAUAAAAUAGAUUAAAAAUAAUGGUAGGAUAUUUUUUACAAAUACCUAUGAUGAUCCUAAGCAACAAAUUGCACAGAAAACAAUAUCCAAUAAUGGAAUCAGCAGUUCCUUAGAACAUAACAUACAAACUUACACAUUUGACUUUAUAUUUUUUGAUUAGUAAAAUAUGCAAAAAGAUCCCGAAAAUUGCCAUCUUCUUUCUAACAUUCCAUGGAUUUUGGUUUAUCUAAAAUAAAAUACGAAUUGUAUGGAAAAUAAAAAAUAAUAUUUUAUGUUUUGUGAUCUUGUCUUAUUGGUAUACAUUCGGUACAUUCAUACGACACUCGAAUGUGUGUAUAGGUCUUUAUAAUUUACUUAAAAAAGGAAGAAAAAUUACUUCUUUGGAGAUGUGGGGUAAUUUCAAAAAUUGAAUACCAAAAAACUUAAAAAGAUGAUCUGAUGAAAACAAUCUUGAUAUUUGUCUGUUCGUCACGAUAUACAUAAUCUUCGAAAAACUAUAAAAAAGUUUAAUUUUCACCUCAAAAAAGGAUCAUUAUUGAAAUUACUCUAUUUAUCCAAAGUAACGAUGUAAAAAUAAUUAGUAAAAAAUUAGGCAAUUUUGUUGAAAAUUGUAAAGUUUAAUUAAAUUGCCUGUUGUUUUAAGGCAAAAAACAUUAGGUACUUGUUUUUUGAGACCAAAAACACUAAUUCUUUGAAAAGAAAUCUCAAUUUUUUAUGGUCCUUUUGCACUAGGUCGAAAUAUUAUAUGUAUGAACGUAUAUUGUUAAUUCUUUAUAACUCAAAGGGAGUUUUCUAAAUUGACUCUUAGAUUUGUAUCUAAAACUAAAUGAAACAUUUCACAACAAACGUUUAGUGAAAUCUUGAUAAUUAUAUUCUGAUUUAAUAUUUCUAUCUAAUUUUGAUUGAAAUGAAAACGAAAAUUCAUUAAAUAAAAUCUUUAUUUAGUGAGUUUCGUUGUAAAUGAUAAAUUAACCGGAAUAUAUUGUGACGGUCGAAAAUAUUAUGACUUAUGUCUAAUUAUAAAUUUUGAUGGCAAAUAUUAUUAGUCUGUACGUCAUUAAGGUGUAUUCACACUGGUACGGCGUAUCAUUUAACAUUGUGUUGUGUGAACUCCCCUAUAUAAUGGUUUCGGUGUAACAUACACAUGUAUAAAAAUUCUAUACUAUACGGUUAUUAUAUAAUAUAAUUUAAUCUUAGCACUAUAAUAUUAUAUUAUAGUUAUAGCGUAUAUUAGUGUAUAAAUAUGAAACACGGAAAGCACGUAGAUUUUAGCAUUUAAAAGUAUGUAAUGUAUAACCUAGUGAGAGGCUUUAUUAAUGAAAGUUUGUUCGACGCUCCCAAUAUAUCGAAUAUAGCGAUCAAAGAGUUGCAUUAAAACUGGCAUAGCCGUUUAUUAUAUAGGUGUGUGUGUGUGCCUCGGCUGGACCGGUGUGUGUGAACGCUAAUAUAUUUUUGGAUGCGCGAGUGUGACGCUGUGUGGUCCAGUGACUAUGUGUAAGGAGAGAAGUGGUGUGUUAUUACAAUAAUAUGUAGCGAAUGGUUCCUUAAUUAAAAAAAAAAAAAAAUAAUUAUAGAUUUGUUGUCUAUGCCAGGUCUAUAAGUUCUGACUGGUUUAUAGUCUGUGGGAAAUGUCAUUUUUACGCUUCAUUUUGCAUCACUUAAUAAUAACUAUGGUUAAAUUGUUUCAAAAUUACAAACCCAGAGAUUCGUUAUCAAUAUUUGAACAAUGUUACUAAGUAUGAAUAUUUAAAAAAUUAAUUUAAAAGUUUCGUAAUUCACCAUGAUUGUAAUAACACACCAAUGAAUGGAAUGAAUGAACAUAAUAUUACCACUAUUCAUUCACAUUUGGUCGGAAUGGUUAAUUCUAUAAUACACUCAGUAUUAUAGAAAGGGUUGCGAGGAAGGGUUAUCGGUUAAAUUUUAAAACAUAAUAUUUCAACUGACCAUAAUAAUUAUUUGACCACGUCAGUUGGUAACAGACAAGCGUCUACAACGGAGUGAAACCGUGCAUUAUAUUUUUUUUUUUUAGUUAUUGUGAAUAUUAUUUUAUGUUACUAACAGAUAUCCGCAGCGGUAUUUGUGAAUGCUUCAAUUUGAAAUUUAUUAUCGAGUCGCAGGACGCAAUAUUCUUUAGGCAUUGUAAAUGCUACAGCAACCAAAUGCGUUCUUUUUAGCUUUAAGUCGACGUUCGUUUAUCGCCGUAUAUGAAUGUAACUAUAAAUAUAUGACUCGGCUUUUAGAAUAGUAUUGGAAUAGAUAUUGUAUGGUAUAUAAAUGCCUUUAUGGAAAUAAAAUAAUUUAGAUGUA
Molecule: messenger RNA, 7484 nt
Organism: Colias croceus (clouded yellow)
Lineage: Eukaryota; Metazoa; Arthropoda; Insecta; Lepidoptera; Pieridae
Gene: FoxK
Product: forkhead box protein K1
Exons: 11
Coding region: 447-2081 (544 amino acids)
Biological process (GO): regulation of transcription by RNA polymerase II
Molecular function (GO): protein binding; RNA polymerase II cis-regulatory region sequence-specific DNA binding; DNA-binding transcription factor activity, RNA polymerase II-specific
Source: RefSeq, a predicted model, not a curated record